GCACUGGGAGGUCGUCCCUGGUUCAUCUUGGCUGGUUUUUUGGGGGGAGUUUUUUUGUUUGUUUUUUGCGCGUCACAUACUGUACAAAAAAAAAAAAAAGAAAGAAAUCUGUCAUUAUACCUCCCACCCUCUCUUGAAUUUAUCUGUCUGCUCGUCCCGGGAGGGAGCACCGAGCACCUGCCCCGAGGAUACGGAACCAGAGGAGUCAGGGAGGAGAGCUCCCCCGCCGAAUGCGUCACGGCAGCGGGGAGAACCGCGGCUCCCUGACGCACAUCCACCUGAGGCUUCUUUGGCGCUUUUCUUCAUUAACACCUCUCCAUUCAGCGAACCUUUGUCACGCAUACGGAAUUUGAAACCAAACCACCACCAGGGACUAUUGCUUUUUAUUUUUUAUUUUUUUUUUCAGGGGGGCGGGGGCUUCAUGAAAACUUUUUGUUUUGAAGCUUUUAAAAAGGAUGAUGGUGCUGUGUGCCUGUGUCAAGUUGGCAAUCAUCUUGUAUUGUUCGUCCCUCAUAUGUGGACAUUUGGCGGAAGAACGCUGGCCCAAAAUUUGGCCCUCUGAGAAUCCCAUCGUUAUUCACCGGGGGGAUCCUCUUCAUCUCACAUGCAGGGGGCACGGGCAGCUGCGCUGGACGCUUCCAAAGCCGGUGGACUCCCGACGGCUUAUUUCCUGGGAGGGCAGGAAGGUGCAGCGGUGUGAUUCCAGACACGCGUCGCACUGCAGCAAACUGACAAUCACAAACUUGAAUGCUAGUCACACGGGCGCGUAUAGUUGCAGUUACUCCAGGGGAGGCUCAGACCACAUUGCAUCGACAUAUGUCUAUGUCACAGAUCCAGAGCAGCCAUUUGUGGAGCCCCAUGAUCAGACACCGUACAUCCUGUUCGUUCACAGACAUGAGACCAUCCUUGUGAUUCCUUGCCGUACAUCGUCCCCCAGUACUGUUGUAACACUAAGUCAACUCUCACCUUCUUCAGAGGAGAUCAUCAAUGAAUGGGACCCAAAGGUGGGCUUCAGAAUUCCCUACAGCCCCGAGACUGUGCACAAUAUGUUAAUCUGCACCACCGUCGUCAAUGGUCAUGACUUUAGCUCAAUGUACAUCCCCAAGGGACUGUCACUUUUUCUUGAGAAUGUGACCAUCACCCCGGAGCGAGUCAGGGUGUUGGUUGGCGACACGCUCUUCCUGAACUGCACUGGAGUGACUACCUUUGGUGAAAGAAUCAGCUUUACGUGGGAUUUUCUGAGAAAGAAAGAAAAUCGCCACUUCACAAACAAGACCAAAGAUAGCACUGCUCUUGCUUUUACAAUGAGCAAGGCAUUAGUGUUGCCCAACAUUACAAUGGAGGACAAGGGCUUGUAUCGCUGCAAAGCUGAGAUUUCGCCCACCAAACAUAAGAACGCCACAGUAAAAGUCAGCGUCUACGAGCACCCCUUCCUCAACAUCUCAUACAGACACCAGGGCACAGUUGUUGUCAAAGAGGGCAGAAAGAGGCUUGUGUUUGAGCCCAAAGUCAACGCUCUGCCUCCACCAGAUAUGUUGGCAUGGUAUAAAGAUGGUGUCCCCAUCCUGAAGAAUACCACCUGCUACAAGAUAUCCGGUUUCAACUUGAUCAUAUCUGACGUGCACCAGAAACACGACGGGGUCUUCACCAUAAGCCUCGGCAACCAAGCCCAUCGCCUGUACCGGAAUCUGAGCUACACGUUGGAAGUCGAGGUGAAGCCAAGUAUUUCCGAGGCGGAGUUGGUCCCUGCGGACAUCCAGCCCUACAUGUUUGGCAAGCGACAUCAGCUGACCUGCACUGCUUCUGGGAGACCCACGCCAAACAUCACCUGGUUCUGGCAACCCUGUCACGCCGACCCAGUCCUAAAAAAAUGCAUUGUCUACUCCAAGCCAAUGGUGGUCAACGUUAUGGAAAAGGGAAAAGCCAACAACUGGAUCAAAAGUAUUAGUACCAAGUCUGAAUUGGUUCAAGGGAAAAACAAGACUCUGAGCACCCUGGUGAUAGGAGAAGCCAGUGUGUCGGGAAAUUACUACUGUUUGGCCCAGAACGAAGAAGGCAAAAGUAUGAUGACCAGCCCUUUCUAUGUUAGCGAUCACCCUGAGACUAUUUCCAUCCAACCUACGUUAGCCAUCGAGAGGGAAGACAUCACCCUGACCUGCCGGGCCUCCCGUUACCUCUACACGGACCUGCAGUGGUUGGAUUCCAGGAAUCGAACCGUCACCUCAAACGUGUCCCGUCUCCAGCUCGACCGCUACUCCAUUGCCAUCACUCUCCGUGUGCGUAACGUGAGCAAAAACAGCACGGCGGGGUACAAGUGUCGAGCCUUUAAGUUGCAAAAUCAGAUGGAAGUCAAGCUGGCUGCUUUCAAUGUAAUCGCGAGAAUACAGCCCUGGCUCAGUCAAAAUCUGACCGAUCGGGUUGUGAACAGCAGCAGCACUCUGACGCUCACCUGCCUCGCACAGGGGGUUCCUUACCCCAACAUCAUGUGGUACAAAAACAAUGUUCUACUGGAGGAAGGCCCAGGAAUCACUCUGAGGAAGGACGGCACGCUGAUCAUCGAGAGGGUGAAGACGGACGACGAGGGUCUGUACGAGUGCGUGGCCGGCAACAGCGAGGGUGUCGUCAAGACCAGCGCUUUGGUCACUGUGCUCGGGGAGGAAGGGAAGCCAAACGUGGAAGUUAUCAUUCUUGUGUGCACUGGAGCCGCCGCCACCUUCCUCUGGCUCAUGCUCAUCCUUUUCAUCCGCAAGCUUAGGAAGCAGCAGCCAGCGCACUACAAAAUGGGUCCGUCCAUCAUCAUUGACCCCGACGAGUGCCCUCUCGACGAGCAGAAUGACCUCCUCCAGUACGACAGCAACAAAUGGGAGUUUCCCCGUGAUCGUCUGCGAUUAGGCAAAACUCUUGGCCACGGCGCGUUUGGGAAAGUGGUGGAGGCCUCUGCUUUCGGGAUUGACAAACUCUCCACCUGCAAGACUGUUGCAGUCAAGAUGCUGAAAGGCGGCGCGACGUCCAACGAGCGCAAAGCCCUGAUGUCGGAGCUCAAGAUCCUGAUUCACAUCGGCCACCACCUUAACGUGGUCAACCUGCUGGGAGCUUGCACCAAGCCUGGAGGACCAUUGAUGAUGAUAGUGGAAUUCUGCAAAUACGGAAAUUUGUCCAACUAUUUGAGAGGCAAGAGAGAUGACUUUGUGGUUUACAAGAGUCAAGACGGCAAGGUGGUGUCGUCGGGGUGCGAGCUGAGCGAGCUGAUGAAACGCCGCCUGGAGAGCGUGGCCAGCACUGGAAGCUCGGCCAGCUCCGGUUUCAUCGAAGAUAAGAGCUACUGUGACUCAGAGGAAGAGGAAGAAGAAUCCGAAGAUUUAUACAAGCGAGUUCUGACUUUGGAAGAUUUGAUUUGCUACAGCUUCCAAGUCGCAAAGGGGAUGGAGUUCUUGGCCUCUCGCAAGUGCAUCCAUCGUGAUUUGGCCGCUCGAAACAUCCUUCUCUCCGAGAAUAACGUGGUGAAGAUUUGUGAUUUCGGACUGGCCAGAGACAUCUACAAGGACCCUGACUACGUGCGCAAAGGAGAUGCCCGGCUGCCACUCAAGUGGAUGGCCCCUGAGGCCAUUUUUGACAAGAUCUAUACUACUCAGAGUGACGUGUGGUCCUUUGGGGUUCUCAUGUGGGAGAUCUUCUCGUUGGGUGCGUCGCCAUACCCUGGUGUCCAAAUCGAUGAGGAAUUUUGCUGCAGACUGAAAGAGGGAACCAGGAUGAGAGCCCCGGAGUACUCGUCCUCUGAAAUCUAUCAGACCAUGCUGGACUGCUGGCAGGGGGAACCACAGGAGAGGCCCACCUUCACCGAGCUGGUUGAACAGUUGGGCGACCUUCUUCAGGCUAGCGUGCAGCAGGAGGGAAAACACUACAUACCCAUCAACACCGCCCUGCUGGCCAAGGUCGGAGACCUCGAUGCCGGCAACAUGCCGGAAGAAACGCCCACGCGGCCCGUUUCGCAGCGUGAGUCAGGCGGCACCUGGAACAUCAAGAUCAGACCGGCCAGCGUGAAAACCUUCGACGAGGUCACCGUGGAGAGCGGCGGCAAUCACGCUCACCAGGGUGUACAGUGUGACAGCGGGAUGGGCCUCUCCUCCGACAACAUGAAUACUCUGAAGAGGUUGGAAUCGUUGGCCGGACGACCUCUCAGCAUCAUGGCUCUGGCCAUGAAGGCAAUGAGCAAGAGCAAAGAGUCCGUACUGAGCGACCCCGAGAAGGACAAGUACCCAGCAAACGUCCCUCUAGACUUCAGUCUGGACGACUCUACGUUGGACGCAGAGCUGGAGUGUCACAGCCCGCCGCCUGACUACAACUACGUGGUGCGCUACUCCACGCCGCCUGUGUAAUCUCCCGCCUUCUUCACGCGUGGCCACCGGCAAGCCCUUCCGCAUGUAUCCCAUAACGAGGACAUGGAAUAAAUGCUGAAAGGGUUUUCCCUUUAGUGGCCACUUGAGCGGCGAGCUAGGAGAAAACUGGAGAAGCUGUGAACUGUGACACGAGCCACCGGUCAACUUGCGUGGUUUGACUCGCCAGGCUGACUUGCCAGCGCUCGAGAGUUUGUUACAGGUGAAAACUGGCUCAGGUAUUUCAGUCAGCUCCAUAUUAGGCUUUUCUACUGUAAAAUGGCCCCACAAGAUUCACCCACCGAGAGGAGAAGACAAGGCUUUUGUUUUCAGCUGGUUCAUUCAUGACAAAAUGGAAAGAUUCUGCUAUUUUUUUUUUUUUUUUUAAACAAUUCCAAACAGUUCCCAUGUGUCUUCCCCAUGACAUUUUUUUCCAAGGACUGAUCAUAAUCCCUAGCGCCAAUUCAACAUAACGACCAUUUGUACCCCUAAAUGCCGCAAGAUUUUUUGGGGGAAAGAUUCAACCCAAAUGUUCUUGACUUCUAUAAUAGAAAAGAACUCAACCAUAUUAAAUCUAAUUAAAUUCAAGAUUUAUCCAUCGUGCGCAUCGUCCACUAGAAACAAGGCUCUGAACUCCUCAUCUCAGUUCUACAUAGUUCCUUGGCGCCAAGAUGCCACAAGAACAGUGAAUACAAUCAACAUGCAUCGGUUCACUAUUUACUGUACGUAUGUACAACUCUUUAAAUUCACAUUUUUAACAUUGUAAUUGCAGCUCUGCUUACCUUUUGCCUUUAAUGUAGUGAAAUGUCAACCCACUGCAUCCCAGAGACUCAACUAUUUGUAAACAAGUCAUUCAAAAAGUCCAAUUUGAACAUUAUUGCAGCUCUGCUUACCUUUUGACUUUGAUGUAGUGAAAUUCCCCCCCGCCCCCCCACCCCCCUGUCUCUGCCCAGAAUUGUACUGUUAUCCUCCGCACUACCCAACCAGGCUCCAGAAACCCAACUAUUUUGUCUACGCCCAGCACAAAGUUAAUUUUCCAUAAUGUCCCCCUCAACUACAUUUGCAAAAGAGUGAUGUGAAGAGCUCUAUUUUGUAGAGUUCUCAUGUUUAAGGUGCCCAACGUAUUUACGAAAAGAUCAAAUUACUCAGGUUGACUCGUCGUCAAGUCACAAAUGAAUGGAAGUUUUGCUUUAAAUGUACAUUGAAGGAAUCUAUAGAUACACCCUGGUCAAUUGUAUUUUUGAAGGUUCUUUUUUUGUUUGUUUUUUGAAACAUGAAGUAUUUAUUUCAAUUGUAAACACUGUCAACUAGGAAGGUUCGGUUGUGUGUGUGGAGUGAUGUUGCGCCACGCAGAUGUUUAUGCUGCUGCGUUCACUGGCAGGAUUCAGCGGGUUUCCUCCUCCGACGUCGUCAUCACGCCAACGAAAGCUUGCGGGGCAGGCUGCGUGGCGAACAGCUUUCAUUCUGUUGCAUUUUGUCAAAUGCCCUCGCUUUCUGGCUACAUUUUCAGGGGAAAUUCAAUGUUAGCCCUUAUAUGCCGUUCGGGGUCAAAUGUGACCCGUUUGGAUUUUUAAAAAGAUAAAAUAAAAAGAGCCAAAAUGUCAGCCUUUCAUCCUGAAAUGUGAAACUUUCUCUCAAAAACAUGCCAGACAGAAGUGAGCUUCAGAGAUUGAUAGAGGGCUCAGAAAGUUAGUAGCGCUUUCUCUUGGGUGCUAGAGUAUCUGCAUGUUAAUGAUAAGUGAAUGUGAAUUAUCAUCGGUCAUGAAAAUGCCCAAAUGUGAAAAAGAUCUCUAGUUCAUAAUUUGACGUAGGCCAUUAUUGUGAUGUCAAAUUUGACCCAGAACAUUCUAUGUGCGCAUGGAAAAUGAACAGUAUGUAAGGGUUCAACAAAAGUACCGUGGACCAAACUCAUUAGUUUGCUUGUUUCCUGACCACUACAGAAAACCCACAACAAAAAAAACAUCGACAAGUGAUGAAUUGUGGAAGUUUUUAUGCGCAAAGGAAAUGAUUAUGCACUGAUACUUAACAUCAAAUGUAUUUUUUUUUUUCAUAUUCUAAUUGUAUUUUCUUUUUUAUUAAACAGCGUUGUGGCUCACAAGUCUUACAUUUAAUACCUAACUCCUUUAUUAGCCAUGUUCAUUCUAUGGAUUAUGUAUGUUGUGUAAUUCCAGUUGACCAAAAUGUCCGUGUCAAUGCAGCUUAUCUGGAAUAAAAUGUUUUGUUAUGUACUGUAUGUAAUAACCCACAGCAGUUAAAAGCAGUAGUUUAUUUUGCAUUCACUUUCAUUCAUGUAGUGUAACAAGUUGUAUUAUUAAUGUUCCCCAACACUGUUGCUGAGCAUAUGAAGUAAAUAAAUAAAGAUCUAUAUAUUUAUACUUUAAA
Phyllopteryx taeniolatus (common seadragon) is the source of this 6755-nucleotide messenger RNA. It is a transcript of the gene kdrl, whose product is annotated as kinase insert domain receptor like. The coding region runs from base 456 to 4376 and encodes 1306 amino acids. Lineage: Eukaryota; Metazoa; Chordata; Actinopteri; Syngnathiformes; Syngnathidae. Gene Ontology annotation, biological process: cell surface receptor protein tyrosine kinase signaling pathway; multicellular organism development; protein phosphorylation. The record is from RefSeq and is a predicted model, not a curated record. The transcript is spliced from 30 exons. Gene Ontology annotation, cellular component: signaling receptor complex. Gene Ontology annotation, molecular function: ATP binding; transmembrane receptor protein tyrosine kinase activity.